AUGUCCUCUUGGGGUUACGAAAUAGAUGGGACCUGUUUGCUUUGUCGUACAGAACCUGAAUCUCGUGAUCAUCUCUUCUUUCAAUGCUCUUACUCUGCUUUUGUUUGGAGAAAACUCUUUCUCCAUCUUCAGCUUAGUAAUGUUCUGAUGAACUGGGGUCCGCUUCUUUCUUGGUUCCAAGUAGCUAAUUUGGAUGCUACAACACGAUCAGCGUUGCUUCAGGCUUGGCAAGGAGCUAUUUACGAACUCUGGAAGGAACGUAAUCGUCGAUUGCACGACGGAGUUACUCUCUCCCAUAGUCAAGUGCUUAAAUUUGUUCUAUCCUCUGUUUUGGAUAAAUGUCGUGCUUUACGCAUUAUGGGUUCUUCACAAGGAGAUUUACUUCUCCAAAAGUGGUCUCAUUCCAAUGGUUUUGGCUGA
Molecule: messenger RNA, 420 nt
Organism: Microthlaspi erraticum
Lineage: Eukaryota; Viridiplantae; Streptophyta; Magnoliopsida; Brassicales; Brassicaceae
Source: the annotation of a GenBank genome assembly